Molecule: messenger RNA, 1506 nt
Organism: Mus pahari (shrew mouse)
Lineage: Eukaryota; Metazoa; Chordata; Mammalia; Rodentia; Muridae
Gene: Gpr152
Product: G protein-coupled receptor 152
Exons: 1
Coding region: 1-1506 (501 amino acids)
Biological process (GO): G protein-coupled receptor signaling pathway
Cellular component (GO): membrane
Molecular function (GO): G protein-coupled receptor activity
Source: RefSeq, a predicted model, not a curated record
AUGGACAGUGCUGUGGAAGCCAACCUGGGCGCUGCUGGCCACGGUCCCCGCACAGAGCUCAGCGACGAAGACUACUACCCUCAGGGCAGCUGGGACACAGUCUUUCUGGUGGCCUUGCUGCUCCUGGGACUGCCAGCCAAUGGGUUGAUGGCAUGGCUGGCUGGCUCACAGGCCCGGCACGGGGCUGGCACAAGAUUGGCCUUGCUCCUGCUCAGCUUGGCCCUCUCUGACUUCUUAUUCCUGGCAGCAGCAACUUUCCAAAUCCUGGAAAUCCAGCAUGGAGGGCAUUGGCCACUGAGCACUGCCGCCUGCCGCUUCUACUACUUCCUGUGGGGUGUGUCGUAUUCCUCCGGCCUCUUCCUAUUGACAGCGCUCAGCCUGGACCGCUGCUUGCUGGCACUGUGCCCACGAUGGUACCCUGGGCGCCGUCCAGCCCGCCUGCCCCUCUGGGUGUGCGCUGGCGUCUGGGUGCUGGCCACACUCUUUAGUGUGCCCUGGUUGGUCUUCCCUGAGGCUGCUGUCUGGUGGUAUGAUCUGGUUAUCUGCCUGGACUUCUGGGACACAGAGGAGCUGCCUCUGCGGAUGCUUGAGAUCUUGGGGGGCUUCCUGCCUUUCCUCUUGCUGCUGGUCUGCCAUGUGCUCACCCAAGCCACUGCUUGCAGGACCUGUUGUGGACAUCAGCCUAGGCGCAUGGCGUGCCACGGCUUUGCCCGUGUGGCCAAGACCAUUUUGUCAGCCUAUGUGGUCCUGAGGCUACCUUACCAGCUGGCGCAGCUGCUCUAUCUGGCUUUCUUAUGGGAUGUCUACCCUGGGUACCUGCUCUGGGAAGCCCUGGUCUAUUCUGACUACCUGAUCCUGCUUAACAGCUGCCUGAGCCCCUUCCUGUGCCUGGCGGCCAGCGCUGACCUCCGGGCCCUGCUGCGCACCGUGCUCUCCUCCUUUGCGGCCGCCGUCUGCGAGGAACGACCUGGAAGCUUCACACCUGCUGAGACCCAGGUGGCCUCUGAGGGCUUGACUCUGCCAGGACCAACAUCUGAAGGCCAGUCAAGGUUGGAUCCUGUGGUCCAGCCUCAAGUGAACCCUUCUGUCCAGCCACAGUCAGAUUCUGUGGUCCAGCCUAUGGUGGGCUCCCUGAUCCAGCCUCCGUUGGAUACUGUGGUUCAGCUUGAGGUGAACCCUCUGGCCCAGCCACAGCUGGAUCCCAUGGCUCAACCUCAAGUGAACCCCUCAGCCCAACCACAGUCAAAGUCUGUGGUCCAGCCUCAAGUGGACCCCCUGACCCAGCCACAGUUGGAUCCUGUAGUCCAGCCACAGUCAAGCCCAGAGGCCCCGAUCCCUGCCUGUGGGGACGAGUCAGCCUCUAACCCUGGUGAGGAAAACUCCCCUGGCCCAUGCCCAGAUCCCAUUCCUGGGGCCCCUGAGAACCUAGACAGACCAGCUGUUCCCCAGGAAGAAAGCCCUAACAAUGUCCUCCCAAAAGAAGCCCCCAGUGCAGGACCUACUUGA